Molecule: messenger RNA, 1770 nt
Organism: Phytomonas sp. Hart1
Lineage: Eukaryota; Euglenozoa; Kinetoplastea; Trypanosomatida; Trypanosomatidae
Source: the annotation of a GenBank genome assembly
AUGUGGCCUACCCUUCUGUUUCUCCGCCCGAGGUCCUUCCGCUCGUCGAAAUCCCACCCCCUCCGUAGCCUUCGCCGGCGACUCACCGACCUUCAGCGCGGGAAUCGCCAGGCCGAGUCUUUUUUGCGAGAACGGCGGCGGCUUUUGGCCUUUUGCGGGUCAUCCCGGCCGGGGCCGAAGGGGGAAAGACCCCAGGCCACUUCAUGGCGAUCCCACUCGCCCCUCCACCUCCUCCCGCGCAAUCCCGAGUUGGAGAGCGCGAUCGCCUUCAGCUUGACGGAAAAUCGCGAUGCGCGGGCGGAGUUGGAGCUCAUUCGGCGACUUAUCGGCGGGGCGCUGCUUUCACUGGCCUCGCCGGUGGGGCGGUGGGAUCCGCUCGACGUAAAACCGCAGAUUUUUGCCCUCGACCGCUUUCUCGCGCUGCCCGUUUUCACCUCGAUCGAGUAUCUCCGUCUUUUUUGCCAGCGGUUUGGCUUUACGGCGCGGGAUCCCGCCGGGGUCCUCUGGGCGGCGGGGGAAGGGGAGAGCCCUCACGACGCCGCGGAGGGCCCGGAUGAGAGGUCUUCUGUUUUUUUAUCCCCGCCGGGGGCAUUUUCGGCCCCGCCCUCGGUUUCUUCUUCUUCGAGCCGAUCGAAUCCGGUUGCGGAAGGGGUUGACAGCACCGAGGUCCUCUUCACCACGAUGAAUGACAAGGACGAGGCGGACCCGCGGACUGCAAAGGCGAAAUGCGAGAGUCGGACGCCGGUUCGAGGGGUGAGCCCCGUGGGGCCAAAAUCCCCAAAACGCUUUUCGGCUGGAAGGGGAAAGUUCGGCUGUCGGCGCCUCCGAAACGCGCGGAGGCGCAUUAAACCACCGCGUCCUGCGGCCCGCACUGCGCGACGUGCGAACACCCCCCUUCCUGAGGAGGAUCCCCGUGCGGACGCCACGCGGAAGGCCUUUUGGGAGGCCGUGGCGCGUGUUCGGCCCUUUAAGCUAAAGCAAGCCACCCCACUUCCCAUUUUCGGGCCCUUUACUCGCAAUCACUUUAUCGGGUACUUCGCCGACGUGGACACCCUUCUUCACAACGCCUCGAUUGUCUCCGAGAAGGUCGACAUUAUUUUGAACCCUUUCUCCCCGCUGGAGGUCGUCCUCGCGCGCGAGGCGACCGAUCGCGUUUUACACCAUGAUCAGCUCCUCGCGAUCGCGUACGGGCGGGUGGAGCGGGAGCUCUGUAGGGAAUUUAGUGGGUUUAUUUCGACCCACUGCCCUGAGGUGCGGACGGCGCGGAGUGCCUGCCUCCCGCGGCCUUUAUCCCCCCCCUCCACGAGCUCGGCCCCCGUGAAAACCUUCACGGGGGAGAAUCCUCUGCAGAACUACCGCGAACGCACACGGAUUUUGCGUGAGGCCCAGUUCAGCAAGGGCGUGAACUACGAUUUGGUGAUUCUCCUGCAAAGUGAGGACAUCGCGGAAACGUAUCGCCGGCUUCGUUGGGGAAAGCAUCAGUGUUUGCUGCUCGGGCAUGCGGAUUUGGAGGUGCUUCCCGAGGAGAUGGCGGCUCCUCAUGUGCGCGAGGCCGCCCGGGUAUUCUUUACUCGUGAAGAUGCACCUUUAAAAGUGAAUUAUUCCUCUUCAGAUUUACCACUUCAUGGGUUCCGGAAGGUGGGAAGAACGCACACGGUGAAUGUCGCUCAAUCCGCGGAGAGCUUCUACCACGAUCCCACAAAUGCUUACACGGAGGCUCACGCUGUCUUUACAGAAGAACUCAAGUUCAGUCGCGGUAAUGAACAAUAG